Messenger RNA from Diabrotica balteata, 1796 nucleotides. Lineage: Eukaryota; Metazoa; Arthropoda; Insecta; Coleoptera; Chrysomelidae. The record is from the annotation of a GenBank genome assembly.
AUUCAAACGAAUAAAUAAAUAACAAUUGGAAAAGAAAAUCUGUUUGUCGUGUCGAAAAUGGACGUCGCCCUAGGGACGCCGAUCAUCUAGGUUUUGAUAUGCAUGAAUCUUUCGGUCUUUGCGGUUGCAACAGAUUGCGGCAUUGAAAAGAGUCGAUUGGAAGAAAAAAUCGGCGGGCAUUUCCUAGUGAGAGCAACUGAACAACUGAAAAACCUUGAAAACAGUAUUGUAUAAUCGAACGGAGCUGCAGAUUUGUUUAUUAGUGAUGUCUUGUGCUUGUGAUACCGGUGGAUGAUGUGAUUUAUACUUCAGUUUUCAGCGGAAAUAAUUUUGCAGACAAAUAUGAGAAAAAUAUUUGGAAUACAGAUAUGGCUUUUUCUUCUAAAUCUCCUCUUACAUUUAUUUCAAUACGCAAAAGGAGCAGUUAUGCCGCCGCCCUGGGCAAAUCCAAAACUAAACCCAUGUGCCUCGCAUCCUCUUGGAUGGCAACUCUUAUUUUGGCCGCCAGAUGGAAAAUGCUACAAAAUAUUUCAGGUUGGUCAUCCUUGCCCGAACGGUAUGGAAUUGACGCCAUCUCUUAGCAAAUCCGGCAAGAAUUUAUCUGCCGAAUGUAAAUGUGUACCCCAAACCGCUCAAUCAGCAACAAAUGGUGAAUGUUACCCGCUAUUUAGCGCAGGUCCCUGUAAUGAGGGUUUUUAUUUUGGACCUGAUACAAAAUACAAAAGUGAAAACUCUAAGAGACAAUGGGGCACAUGUAAGCAGAUGAAGGCGUGUUCUAAAGGGAAUGAAAUCUACUGGCCCAAAGACGGAAAAUGUUACAAAACAUUUAGUAGAGGACCUUGUGCCAAAGGACAAUUGAUUAUCGAAGAUUCCAAAUCAAAGAUCCCUGUAUGUAGUUGUGAUGAAACUCAAUUACAAGAAUAUAGAUAUUAUGACAAUCGUUGUUACCAGCAUUACACAAAAGGACCUUGUCAAGAGAAAGGCCAUUUGUUCCUUCCAGGAAAGACCUGUAAUUGUUUCAGUAACUUGCCGAACUAUCAUCAAGACAGUCAACAAUGCUUUGAAUUAGGUACAGUUGGUCCAUGUUCGUCAGGUCAAAAAUACGACUUACAGCUGCCUACAGAUAGCCACGCCUCCUGUCAUUGUAAACCAAAGUACAUUCCUUACCAAAACUCUACGUCUUGUUACCGUCUAUAUACAAAAGGUCCUUGUGCCAAAGGCCAGAUCCUUCUAGAUUCAAACACCUGCAUCCGCCAACCUUGCGAACGCGGUAGCCUCUAUUUUCCAGAUGAAAACAAAUGCUACCGAAUAGGGAUACGUGGUCCUUGUCCCACCAAUCGAGUAGUAGCGUUCGACUUCGACACCCGACCGUCCAUAGAUGGUAUUAGCUACAACGGAGUGUGCGUGUGUGCUAAAAAAGAUUGUGAGCCAAUGAUCGAACUCUGUGAUCGCACCAAAGGACUUAUCCGUUAUAAAGGACAGUGCCAUAAAAUGUAUACACAAGGCCCCUGUUCUAGGGGAUCUUGGUUAGUUCCUAAACGAAAUGGAAGAGACGAAGUACUAGAAGCAGGUUCCAAGGAACGUUUGGGAGUAUGUGAGUGUAUACCAGGGUAUGCACGAAAAGUUAGGACAAUAGGAAAUGAGACUGUUAGUGUAUGUAUGUCGCCUGCAGUAGUAUUAGCUGAGUAUUUAAAUGCAAAUCGUACUGAAAUUACAGUUAUAAGGGUUUAAUAUUAGGGCAAUAAAUUAAAAUGUAUUCAAAAUAUAUUAUUUUGAAAUAAAAAAUUUUAUUUUCA